GCCGCGGCCCUGAGCCCGGCGGAGCCCGGCUGAACCCCCGCGAGCUUGCGGAGCCCCGAGGCCUCGGCUGCCUCGCAAACUUUUCAAAGUCGGCCUGCGGCCCGGCCGGCCUGAGCUCCCAGCUCGGCCAGGAGGACUCCGGGGAGCAGGAGGAGGACCCGGAGGAGCAGGAGGAGGACCCAUAGGAGGAGGAGGGGCCGCCGCAUCAAAGACACCGGCUUCCCGCGGCCCCAGGGCGAGCCAUGCGCGGCGGUCGGUAAUGUCAGCGGAACAGGACAAGGAGCCCAUCGCGCUGAAGAGAGUUCGAGGUGGUGACAGUGGACUGGAUGGGUUAGGAGGGCCAAAUAUACAACUUGGAAGCCCAGAUAAGAAGAAACGCAAGGCCAGCACACAGGGGCCUUCCUUUCCUCCGUUGUCUGAGUAUGCGCCACCACCAAAUCCAAACGCCGACCAUCUAGUGGCUGCCAAUCCCUUUGAUGACAACUACAACACUGUUUCCUAUAAACCACUGCCUACAUCCAAUCCGUAUCUCAGCCCUGGUUAUCCUGGCUUUGGAGGCUACAGCACAUUCAGAAUGCCGCCCCACGUCCCUCCAAGAAUGUCUUCCCCCUACUGUGGUCCUUACUCACUCAGGAAUCAACCACAUCCGUUCCCUCAGAAUCCGUUGGGCAUGGGCUUUAACCGGCCUCAUGCUUUUAACUUUGGGCCACACGAUAACUCAAGUUUUGGAAACCCACCUUACAAUAAUGUGCUGACUCAGGACAUUAGCAUGCCCGGUCAGCAUUUUAGACAAGGCUCUGCUGAAAACUUCAGUCAGAUUCCCCCACAGAAUGCUGGCCAAGUGUCUAACCCUGACCUGGCAUCUAAUUUUGUCCCUGGAAAUAAUUCAAAUUUUACCUCUCCGUUAGAAUCUAAUCAUUCUUUUAUCCCACCCCCAAACACAUUUGGUCAAGCAAAAGCGCCACUUCCCAAGCAAGACUUUACUCAAGGGACAGCCAAAGCCACGAAUCAGAAUUCCGCCACUCACCCACCUCACUUAAAUAUGGAGGACCCAGCCAAUCAGAGUAACGUCGAGCUAAAAAAUGCCAACAGAAACAACGCCGUCCAAGAGAACAGCCGUUCGGGUAGUGCAGAGGCCACCAACAACCACGCCAACGGGACCCAGACCAAGCCCCGUCAGCCCAGGGCCGGGGCCGACCUGUGCACCACCGACAAGAGCCGCAAGUUCUCCCUGCACCCAGGCCGGCAUGGCCACUCGUCUUCCGACCCCGUGUACCCGUGUGGGAUUUGUACAAACGAGGUGAAUGACGACCAGGAUGCCAUCCUGUGCGAGGCCUCUUGUCAGAAAUGGUUUCAUCGCAUCUGCACCGGAAUGACCGAGACAGCCUAUGGGCUCCUGACAGCCGAGGCGUCUGCAGUGUGGGGCUGUGACACGUGCAUGGCGGACAAGGAUGUCCAGCUGAUGCGCACUAGAGAGGCCUUUGGCCCCCCUGCCGUGGGCGGUGAUACCUGAGCGCAGCUCUCAACCAACGUGGGUUCGUUUUUCUGUGUAGAGCAGAGAUUUGGCAACAUAGGAUUUUAAUGUUCAACGUUAUUUUUUUAAAUGCACACAGAAAAAUACUAGUUCUUAC
Messenger RNA from Acomys russatus (golden spiny mouse), 1631 nucleotides. RefSeq names its product pygopus family PHD finger 1 (gene Pygo1). The transcript is spliced from 3 exons. The coding region runs from base 260 to 1513 and encodes 417 amino acids. The record is from RefSeq and is a predicted model, not a curated record. Lineage: Eukaryota; Metazoa; Chordata; Mammalia; Rodentia; Muridae.